Opisthorchis viverrini is the source of this 345-nucleotide messenger RNA. RefSeq lists its product as hypothetical. The transcript has 2 exons. Bases 1 to 345 code for a protein of 114 amino acids. NCBI's taxonomy places the organism in Eukaryota, Metazoa, Platyhelminthes, Trematoda, Opisthorchiida, Opisthorchiidae. The record is from RefSeq and is a predicted model, not a curated record.
AUGAAGAUGAUGCAAGUGGCAAAUAAAGCUAACAGACUCCAUGCGAACCGAGUGUUGUUUUGUCGCUCACAUCCAGCAAAGCCCGGCGAAACAAGCGAAAGGAACUUUGCGGAGCUCUUUUUCGAAACCGAGAACUUGGACGAAGAAAUGUUAAUUUGCCCGGGCAAAUUAGCAUUGACGUUGCAAAGGGUCUUCAAUUCACCACCAGGUGGCAAUAUUUCGAUGAGCAAAGUGGCAUUCACAUCACUCAUUAUGAAGCAGUAUUUCGCAUCUGAAUAUGCGAUUGAUGAUCGUUCAAGUGCUAGCCUCAAAAAUGUAGCUUCGGUAUACCCGAGCACUCAGUAA